UAGGAUUGAUGAGAUAUGAAAAUGAAAAGAGUUGAAUUUUUGCUUGUCUAGACUAUAUAUAUAUAUAUCAAUCUAAACUUGUCUUCCAUUAAUAAUAUCCUUAAAAAAAUAUGUUGCGCAGUUGAUCUUGGUCAUCUAUUCAGCCUUAUUCCACGAUUUUCGUACCGCGCUUAGUUUAACGGUGCUCAAAGCCAUUGCGUUCCUAUAAUCGAACAUAUUUAAUUCACCUGCAAAAGGGGUUUGUCACUUUAAACAUGGCUUCGGCAAGCCGUGUGGAGAUCACAUCCAAAGUCCUUGAGAGUCUCAAAGGAACACCUUAUGAAGCAUCAGCGCUCGAUGUACUAUCAGGGGGCACUGCUAACUUCAUAUACCGCGCAUCAUUAAUACAACCACUUGAGGAUGGUGCGCAACAAGUUGCUGUCAAGCAUUCUGAGGAUUAUAUUGCGACCUCCCCGGACUUCAAGUUGACUCUGUCUCGUUGCCGCAUCGAAGAAGAAUGUCUCAAAGCACUAUCGGCCUUUCCCAUCGUUGGCAAGGCAGACGAGAGCGAUCCUCACAAUUUCAUCGUCAGGACGCCCAAGUUCUACUAUUUCGACGAGACGAACAACACCCAGAUCCAGGAGUAUCUACAGAACGGCAUUGAUUUAAAAAUGCAUACAUUGACAGUUGAAUCCGGGCCUGAUUUAGAGAUAACAAAGCACCAAAGUCUCCAGCUUGGCAAGGCAUUAGGAAGAUGGCUCAAAGGCUUUCAUAAAUGGGCGGCGCAACAGCCCGGGCUGCGACGGGCGGUGGCCGCAAAUAAGGAGUUGCAGCAGUUGAAGCACACAAUUAAUUUCUCAUGGCUUCUAGACCGAGUCAAGCAGUUCCCAAAUGUCCUCGGAGGCGCUGAAGGGAUCUUCGAAGAGGUAGGGAAGAUGGCUGCGGCAGAGCUGGAGGAUGAUAAUCAGCUCCAGGUUAUACAUGGAGACUUCUGGACAGGAAACAUUCUUCUUCCCAAGGCCCGAAUCCAGGAGGGAGUAGACGUGCCAAUGUUCGUGAUCGACUGGGAGAUGUCACAGAUAGGAAAGCCUAACCUCGACGUCGGCCAAAUGCUUGCAGAACUGUAUGAGUUGAAGCUAUACAAGGAUAAAUCAGCCGGCCUACUUAUGGCUCAGGGAUUCAUGGAGGGUUAUGGCCCAGUGAGCGAAGAGUUUGCUUUCCGCACGGCGAUACAAGUCGGCGCUCACCUGGUCUCAUUUGGGAUGAUAGUCCCGGGUUGGGGAUCAGUAGAGCAGGUUGAAGAGUGCGGACGCCUUGGAAGGGAUAUGAUAACUCGCGCGUGGGAGAAGGACCGCCGGUGGUUUGAAGAGAGCGAUUUCGCCUUUCUGUUUAGUACGACUCGAUGAGCGGUGAUACCAAGUCAAUUCUCUUAGGAAGGGAAGAAAAAAAAAUAUAGAUUUGAAUUUACAAUAAAAGAAGAAUGGAUUCUAUAAGCUAUACGCUUGGUGUUUAUAUAUAAAGUUGUAAACCGAAUAUCAGGGGCAAAGCAUAGGUUAAGAAACACGGACCCACGUGACUCC
This is a messenger RNA of Daldinia loculata, 1559 nucleotides long. Its product is annotated as kinase-like domain-containing protein. The record is from RefSeq and is a predicted model, not a curated record. Bases 255 to 1385 code for a protein of 376 amino acids. NCBI's taxonomy places the organism in Eukaryota, Fungi, Ascomycota, Sordariomycetes, Xylariales, Hypoxylaceae. The transcript is spliced from 3 exons.